GCGCGCACGGUACAAAUCAGUCGUCGUCAUGGCAUCAAUCAGUGUAGUUGGGGUUUCAGUGUGCUGCCUUUUGGCAGCGCUCUCACCUGCCUUAGUGCAGGCCGAGAUGGCCCGGUACGACAAUUACCGCGUUUACAAGCUAAACAUCGAGAGUGUGGAACAGCUUCAGCUGCUGCAGCUCAUCGAACAUCACUCGGAUGGGUACACCUUCCUUAGCGAUCCGGUGAACCUGAACACUACCGUUAAGCUUGUCGUUGCUCCCCACAAGGCGGCAGAAUUCGGAGAGUUCAAUCAACGGUUCUCGUUGAACGCUGAAGUUGCGUUCGAGAAUCUGCAGGCGUUAAUCGAUCGUCAGCUGCGUGGACGGAGGGAAACGUUCGGCUGGACCGCUUACCAAACGCUGGAGGAUAUUUACACAUGGCUGGACACGCUGAUUGAGCAGUACCCGGACGUGGUCAGCCCGAUAGUGGCCGGGGAGAGCUAUGAAGGCCGUGAGAUUCGUGGUGUGAAGGUGUCGUACAAGCAGGGCAACCCGGCCGUCUUUAUGGAAGGCACUAUUCACGCACGGGAGUGGAUCAGUGCCGCUACAGUGACCUGGAUACUGAACGCGCUGCUUACAUCGGAAGAUUUGACGGUUCGAAACAUUGCCGAGAACUAUGACUGGUAUGUGGUGCCGGUGGCGAAUCCGGACGGGUACGUGUACACGCACACUACUACGCGUUUGUGGCGCAAAACACGCUCGCGUCAGAAUGUCCUUUGCUACGGCGCGGAUCCUAACCGCAAUUGGGACUACAAGUUUAACCAGGGAGGAACCUCGACGAUUCCCUGCUCCGAUACCUUCUCUGGGCCAUCGCCAUUUUCGGAAAUCGAGACUCGCACACUGUCAGAGUACAUUCGCUCCAUUCCCAACCUGUCGACCUAUCUAGACUUCCAUGCGUCUGGUCAGCUGCUCAUGAUACCAUACGGCCACACAAGAGAGCCACUAGAUAACUACUACGAACUGAUGGAAAUUGGAACAAAGGCCGCUGCAAAGCUGCAGGAGCGUCACGGUAGCAUCUAUAAGGUUGGAAACAUUGCCGAGAUUAUCUAUGUGGCCUCUGGUAGCAGUUUGGACUGGGUGAAGGGGACUCUUCAAACUCCGCUAACCUUUGCCUACGAGCUACGAGAUACUGGCGAGUAUGGAUUCCUACUACCUCCGGAACAGAUCAUCCCCACGGCGGAAGAAACGCUUGACUCGGUCAUCGUGAUCUUGGAGGAAGGCAAAGCAAUGGGUUACCAUUGAACUGUUAACUGUUGAAUUGAUUGAAUAAAGUCUUAUCGCUGUGAGGCACUUCAGUCCUGCUCUUGCACAACACAGUGACAAAAAAAAUCCUCUA
This is a messenger RNA of Anopheles arabiensis, 1376 nucleotides long. Its product is annotated as zinc carboxypeptidase-like. NCBI's taxonomy places the organism in Eukaryota, Metazoa, Arthropoda, Insecta, Diptera, Culicidae. Gene Ontology annotation, biological process: proteolysis. The transcript has 4 exons. The coding region runs from base 29 to 1282 and encodes 417 amino acids. Gene Ontology annotation, molecular function: metallocarboxypeptidase activity; zinc ion binding. The record is from RefSeq and is a predicted model, not a curated record.